Ixodes scapularis (black-legged tick) is the source of this 708-nucleotide messenger RNA. RefSeq lists its product as uncharacterized. The record is from RefSeq and is a predicted model, not a curated record. Lineage: Eukaryota; Metazoa; Arthropoda; Arachnida; Ixodida; Ixodidae. Bases 1 to 708 code for a protein of 235 amino acids. The transcript is spliced from 4 exons.
AUGUGUGUCUUUAACAAAUACAGACCUAAUAUCUAUCGGAGAUGUGUGGAGAAUGCCUUUGGGAUCAUGUCCGCCCGGUGGAGAAUUCUCCUCCGGACAAUCAACCUCCUGCCAGAGAACGUCGAUUACAUCAUCAAGUCCUGCUGUGUCUUGCCCAACUUUCUCUUGGUACACAGCGAACACCCAGCAGCCUAUGCUGAUCAGGACGACAACAUGGAAAACCCAACGGCAGGAGGGUGGCGCCGCGAGAUCCUAGACUCAGCGAGGGAAUUGCUGUUUCCGCUGGAGGCCACACGUGCACGGAACUUUGGCGAUGAUGCAGACUUCGCCAGGAAGAUGUACAUGUAUUAUUUCUGUAGUCCUGCUGGGGAGGUUUCCUGGCAGUGGGACCAGCCUGGCGUGAACAAACAGGUUGCACGAAGCAACCUGCGAAAGCUCGGAGUCCAUGUGAACCUCAUGGUAUCUCGCACGAAAUACAUUUGUUCGAAGUGUGGCCACGACAUCGGGUCUUCGACGUCGUCGGCGCCGGCACCGCUCGUGCUGGUUUUCUUCAUGUCGCGCAGCAAGCGCACCAGCUUGUCCCGGAGAGAUCUCCAACGUUUCUGGACUUUGUCCACUAAAAUAAAAAGAAGACUCAGAUUGAGGUCCUUACCUAUGCAUUACCAUUACCUAUGUCUUAUGUGUUGUUUGUUUUUCCUCUUAGGUUAA